CGCAGUGAAGACGAAGAGAAAUUUGCCGAAGAAUCCGCCAAAACCAGUUCCCGUCGUAGCGAUCGCACUGCGCGUAGAUUAGCAUAAAUAUCGAUACCACAGUGGUGAAAAUUUUCAGUCGUUUUCGGAAAUCGGAUCGAACUACGUGGAGCACGCAGGUCUAUCGGGGAAUCUACGAUUGCCAAAUCCGGGUCGAGUGUUAUGAGAAGUGUAAUAGUGUAAAGAAAAAAGCCGUGACGGUGGAAUUUUAACUGCAACUUUAUGCACCAUGAGCGCCCAAUUGUCCAGUUUUACCCACUGAGUAUUGAUUCAAUUCACGACAAGUGUUGUGUUUGGGCGAGCAUUGUGCAGUGAUUUGUGAGUAUAGUUGGUUCCAUUCGUAGACGGUUUUAUUUUUCUAAUAAUUUCGUUGUGCUUGGAUGAGCAGAGAAAGAGCGAGAGAGUGAGCGGAAAAGAAGAAGCAAACGCCUGUUACCAUCCGCGAUCCGGUGUGUCUUCUUGUCGAUCGCCAACGGUUCCCCAUUGUUGUGCCACUUUCACAUCGCAAAGGUUGUCAGUACUUUCUCAGUCGUAGAAAAGUUUUCCGAAAUCUUCCUCAACCAAAAAGCGUAGUGGUGUUCCGGUUUGACCCGUUAGUUUUGCAUCUCGUGCGUGUACCAGACGAAAAUGUCACUAAGCAGAGUUUACGGAAUGCAGGCGCGGCUACGGACGCAGUUGCAGAAAAGUGCAAUCAACGUGGCGUCUACAUCGCCAGCGCCGUUGGUGUUAGAAAGUGCUGCCCAUCGGCGAUGGAUCGCAAGCGGAACGGUGUGCCACGAAAAGCUGGCCGCCAAGCCCGUGCAAAAACACGACUGGAAUCGGGCGGUUAGUGAGGCUGAAAAAAUCGUCGGUUACCCAACGUCCUUCCUGAGUCUGCGCUGGCUGUUGAGCGACGAAAUUGCCAACGUAGCGCUGCAUCUUCGCAAGCUAGUCGGAAGCAACCAUCCACUUCUUCGGACGGCCAAAGUCCUGAUCUACAACGGGAAGAGUAACAUGCAAGCUUGGGGCUUGAUUGUGUUGCUGGUUUCCAAGGCCGUCGGUCACGCCCCAACGAUACCGGAUCUAGAACAGGACAAAAGUGCCGGGGUGCUGCAAUCACAACGUGGACUGGCGGAGAUAACAGAAAUGAUCCGCACCGCCCAUCUGGUCCACCAAGGACUCGUUAACCUCCAGCCGAUGGUAAAUGCGGGCAACGAGCUCGGCAACGACACAGACACAAUCUUUGGCAACAAGAUAGCCCUGCUGAGCGGGGAUUACCUGCUGGGAAACGCCUGUCUUCAGCUAGCCGGAUUACGCAAUCAAUCCCUGAUCGAACUAAUUUCAUCUGCCGUUCGAGAUCUAACUGAGUCGAGCUUCUUUGGCGAACGUGACGUACAGAAUAAUGCACUCCCUUCGAGGCCCUUGGAACGAGCAGGCUCGGAGGCCAGCGUCAGUAGCGGUAUGGAGGUUGACUUGAGCUUCGGCGACAUGGUGGACAACACGCAACCGCUCAGUCUGGCUGGCGUGAUGGGCAACCCAGAGAAGGAGUGGUCGCUGAGGCACAUCCUCGGGGCUGGCAGUUUGCUAGGAAAAAGCUGCCAGGGCACGAUCAUGCUGGCGGGACAGCCCGAGUCCCUGCAGCGCCAGGGUUAUAUGUUCGGGAAGCAUCUAUCCCUGGCGUGGCAGGCCUGCAUCGAUUUGGAGCCGUUCAGUAGCGAUCAGCUGCCUCCGGGAGGACGUUUCAGUUUGGUGUCGGCUCCUGUUCUCUUUCACCUCGAUCACGAACCAUCGCUGUAUGCCGAAAUCGAAAAGGGCAGCGAGUCGGUGGAAAACAUCGACUAUGCAAAGGUGCACGCGGCGGUUAUGAGGGGGCCGGGAUUGGAAAAGACACGGGCACUGCAGAAGAGGCACAGCCUAGCAGCACUUACCGUCCUGCAGGAGUUUCCAUCGUCCGAUGCCCGGACGGCGCUGCAGAACAUCAUCUUUGCCAUGCAGGACAUCUAGCGCACGGAUCGGUGUGGCGGUAAACUAAACGACAACGACAUCCAACCAAGACAAUUUUACCCUCUUCGGAGCCCUUUUCACCGAACGCGGAUGUCCCCGGCCAUGGUAGGGGAGACGCAAAGGAAAAGGGUUAGCUGAUGAGAUGAUGACCGAUCGGCAAGAAAAGGUGUGGGCUAAAGUAAGCAUACGUACCAUUCCGUCCAGAGUGUGAAUUUUCUACUAGAUCAAAGUAGCUAUAAGUGACCGUAUGUGAGGCAGUGAGCAAGGGCCAGUGAGAAAAUGUGAUUGUGAGAAACCUGUGAACACUGUAGCGACGCACAGUGUCCAUUAAAAGUCACUAAGGCUACAAGAACUUGAAGUACAUAGAAGUUGUAGUAAGCUGGAGCCCUGUAUUACACUGCAUUCGUUUGACGGUUUAUGAUACAUUGUAACUAAUAUUUGUAAAGAAAUUCGGCAACUGUUAUGCGAAAUUGCGCACACUCAAGAUGUACACAGAAAGACCAUGCAUAGAUUACGGAUAGGCAAUCCUGUUUUGUUUCUACAACGACAAAUCUCCCUUAGCUAAAGCAAUAAUUAAACGUACAUACUAACACCUAGUAAAGGUGUUUGUUUUAGGUGUAAAGACAGUACGUACGUGUUGUUCAUGGCGUACUAUAGCGAAAUUGGAUAGGGUUAAGAAGGUGAUUGUGUUUUUUUGUUAUGGUUAUAGAUAUCUAUAUUUCCUCCUUUUUCAUUUUCCCCCAAUGUUUGUAACGUGCGGGAGACCGGAUUUAUUUCUCGCACCUAUUUUCCACACACUUGUAUCUACAGUUCUGUUGUAAAAUAUUUAAACCGUGUUGUUGUAUAAAUAAAAAAAACUUAA
Anopheles coustani is the source of this 2884-nucleotide messenger RNA. RefSeq names its product all trans-polyprenyl-diphosphate synthase PDSS2-like. Gene Ontology annotation, cellular component: transferase complex; mitochondrion. The transcript has 3 exons. The record is from RefSeq and is a predicted model, not a curated record. Gene Ontology annotation, biological process: ubiquinone biosynthetic process; isoprenoid biosynthetic process. Gene Ontology annotation, molecular function: prenyltransferase activity. NCBI's taxonomy places the organism in Eukaryota, Metazoa, Arthropoda, Insecta, Diptera, Culicidae. Bases 667 to 2022 code for a protein of 451 amino acids.